Messenger RNA from Rhizopus microsporus ATCC 52813, 333 nucleotides. RefSeq lists its product as uncharacterized. Lineage: Eukaryota; Fungi; Mucoromycota; Mucoromycetes; Mucorales; Rhizopodaceae. The transcript has a single exon. The record is from RefSeq and is a predicted model, not a curated record. Bases 1 to 333 code for a protein of 110 amino acids.
AUGAAUACUCAAUACACAAUUGUUGUGGAUGAAAACGCCAAACUCAUUGCUGACAUAGAAAAUGAAUCCAGAGAUGUAUUUUCUACCGGCAAAGUAUUUGGUACUUUAUCCGAUGUCAGAGAGGCUGCUAAAGCUUUUGGUGUGAAGUACAACUUUCCGUUUAUUACUUACAAAUUAAACCAAAAGUUCAUUCACUUGAUGUGCAAUCAUGAAAAAGAGUAUGAAAACAAUCAUAAGUGUGUUUCUGGAAACGAAAAGAUCGUUGUUCGCCAAAAGGACACCCAGCGCAUUGGUUGUCCUUGCUACAUUUACGCAAGCAAGAAUAAAUUCUAG